CUACGCUGCUUCGUGGGGAGCUGGGGAGGAAGGAAGGAAGGAGGCGGUCGCACGGUUCUCAGUUUUCCUUCCUCUCCAGCUGCAGAGGUCGCGCGAGCCCGGUUCUGCCACCUGGGAACAGGCGACAUCAGUUGCGCGUGUGCUCCGCGGGGCGAGCAUGGAGGGCGCGGACCUGGUCGCCAAGGUGCUCUCCACCUGGCUGACGCUGGUGCUCGGCCUCAUCCUGCUGCCCUCGGCCUUCGGGGUGUCGCUGGGCAUCUCUGAGGUCUACAUGAGGAUCCUGGUGAAGACUCUGGAGUGGGCCACACUCCGAAUUGAAAAAGGUGCCCCAAAGGAGUCGGUGCUUAAAAAUUCAGCUUCUGUUGGUAUUAUCCAAAGAGAUGAGUCACCCAUGGAAAAAGGGCUCUCUGGUCUUCGAGGAAGGGACUUUGAGCUCUCUGACGUGUUUUAUUUCUCCAAGAAGGGAUUGGAAGCCAUUGUGGAGGAUGAAGUGACCCAGAGGUUCUCCUCAGAGGAGCUAGAGUCAUGGAAUCUCCUUACUAGAACCAAUACCAAUUUCCACUACAUCAGUCCUCGGCUCACCAUGGUGUGGGUGCUGGGUGUCAUAGUCCGCUAUUGUGUCCUACUACCUCUGAGGGUUACCCUUGCUUUCAUUGGGAUCAGUCUGCUGGUUGUAGGGACGACCUUGGUUGGGCAGCUGCCAGACAGCAGCCUCAAGAACUGGCUGAGUGAAGUGGUGCACCUGACUUGCUGCCGGAUCUGUGUUCGGUCCCUCUCUGGUACCAUUCAUUACCAUAACAAGCAGUACCGGCCCCAGAAGGGAGGCAUUUGUGUUGCCAACCACACUUCUCCGAUCGAUGUUUUGAUCUUGACAACAGAUGGAUGCUAUGCGAUGGUUGGCCAGGUUCAUGGUGGCCUGAUGGGAAUUAUUCAGAGAGCCAUGGUCAAGGCGUGUCCUCAUGUCUGGUUUGAGCGCUCAGAAAUGAAGGAUCGGCACCUGGUUACAAAGAGACUAAAAGAACAUAUUGCUGAUAAGAAAAAAUUACCCAUAUUAAUCUUCCCUGAAGGGACCUGCAUCAACAAUACUUCAGUCAUGAUGUUUAAAAAGGGAAGCUUUGAGAUUGGAGGAACCAUACACCCUGUUGCAAUUAAGUAUAACCCCCAGUUCGGUGAUGCCUUUUGGAACAGUAGUAAAUAUAACAUGGUGAGCUACCUGCUUCGCAUGAUGACCAGCUGGGCCAUUGUCUGUGAUGUGUGGUACAUGCCACCCAUGACCAGAGAGGAAGGAGAAGAUGCUGUCCAGUUUGCAAAUAGAGUUAAGUCUGCUAUUGCUGUGCAAGGAGGAUUGACUGAACUUCCCUGGGAUGGUGGGCUGAAGAGAGCAAAAGUGAAGGACACUUUUAAGGAAGAGCAGCAGAAGAAUUACAGCAAGAUGAUUGUGGGCAAUGGCACUCUCAACGUGGAAUCAGACUGAUGACGCCCCAGAGAGAGCUUGGCUUCCCACAGCUACCCUUAGAAAUGCAGUAGUUGGGGGAGUUGUUUUAUUUUAGUGUUUUCAUUUGCUUUUUUGAGACAGUCAGACUGGCCUUGAACUCACUAUGUAUUCCAGGCUGCCCUUGAACUCAUGGCGAUCCUCCUGUGUCAGCCUCCAGAGUGUAGUGUUUUGUUUUUAUUAUUCACCUUUUCUACAGAAUGAUUAUCUCUACCUCUUGAUACCAGAGGCAGAACCUGCAGUUACCCUUUUGGACCCUAGUCAUUGUUCUAGCAUUAGUCCAGGGAUUGUAAGGAAGUUCCCUGAGUUAGAACAGAUUCUGACUUCUGUGAAAGGACGGCGUCACUGGUGAUUGAAUGAAGUGUUUGCACAGAAAAAAGUGCUUCUGGAGUAUGUUCAGAACAUGUUGAUAGAGUAAUUCUCAAACAUUCAACCUCUGUUUUCCUAAUUUACUUUCCCACACCCUUCACUGGCUUGCGGAUGGAGUUCACAUCCAUGUGAGGUUGCCACCAUCGUCAUAUCCAAUUGCGAGGUUGACAGUGAAUUUAGGAAAAAGGGCAACAAUGUGGUGUCCUGCUCUGAAAGAGGAAAGGAAAUGUAAAUUAAUUUUUAUUAAUGUGUUGGAAGAGAAGUACCAUUUGAGAUGCUUCCCCAAGGAAAAAUGAGUGGCAGUAAAUGAGUGUAUGUGUAUUUAUGUGUGGGGAACUCACAGCACAUUUUAGCCAGCAGUGGUGACAAAGAGCUUAGCUGUUCUUGUUUGUAUGCCGAAUACACUCUCUGUAUAUGAAUUUUUUUGUUUUUUCUAACUAAACAUAUUUUCAAAUAGAAGGAAUCUUUUAAAAAAUGCCAUUGAUUGUCUUAAACAUGAAUGAGGGAAGUGUGUAAAGUCGCCCUGCACCCUCCAGCCCUUUCUGGUUUUUCCUUAAACUUUCCAAGUCUCUUCAGCAGAAAAAUAAGUGGUAUAAUUACCUUUUGGAAACUGAGCCUUAAUUUUUUUUAAAGGAGGAAAGAAGUUUCCUCAACUGCAAUAGCAUUAGCAAAGUUUGGUAGCAAUAUAAUGCCACUGUAACCAUGUACAGAAUGUAAACUAUCUCACCAUGGAUAUAAAUAAAUUUUAUAUUUUU
Molecule: messenger RNA, 2616 nt
Organism: Heterocephalus glaber (naked mole-rat)
Lineage: Eukaryota; Metazoa; Chordata; Mammalia; Rodentia; Bathyergidae
Gene: Gpat3
Product: glycerol-3-phosphate acyltransferase 3
Biological process (GO): triglyceride biosynthetic process
Cellular component (GO): endoplasmic reticulum
Molecular function (GO): glycerol-3-phosphate O-acyltransferase activity
Source: RefSeq, marked provisional